AUGGAAGACCUGGCUCUACGAGCAGGCCCACAACCAGUGGACGGGGUUGACCCUGGUCGUAAUGUGGUGCGCCGUGCUCGAAGCACUCCCUUGGGUGUUACACUCCCUCCCUCCCUCCGCCCCUCCCUCCCUCCCUCCGCCCCUCCCUCCCUCCCUCCCUCCCUCCCUCCCUCCCUCCCUCCCUCCCUCCCUCCCUCCCUCCCUCCCUCCCUCCCUCCCUCCCUCCGCCCCUCCGCCCCUCCCUCCCUCCCUCCGCCCCUCCCUCCCUCCCUCCCUCCCUCCCUCCCUCCCUCCCUCCCUCCCUCCCUCCCUCCCUCCCUCCCUCCCUCCCUCCCUCCCUCCCUCCCUCCCUCCCUCCCUCCCUCCGCCCCUCCCUCCGCCCCUCCCUCCGCCCCUCCCUCCCUCCCUCCCUCCCUCCCUCCCUCCCUCCCUCCCUCCCUCCCUCCCUCCCUCCCUCCCUCCCUCCCUCCCUCCCUCCCUCCCUCCCUCCCUCCGCCCCUCCCUCCGCCCCUCCCUCCGCCCUCCCUCCCUCCCUCCCUCCCUCCCUCCCUCCCUCCCUCCCUCCCUCCCUCCCUCCCUCCCUCCCUCCCUCCCUCCCUCCCUCCGCCCAUCCGCCCCUCCCUCCCUCCCUCCGCCCCUCCCUCCCUCCCUCCCUCCCUCCCUCCCUCCCUCCCUCCCUCCCUCCCUCCCUCCCUCCCUCCCUCCCUCCCUCCCUCCCUCCCUCCCUCUCUCCCGCCCCUCCCCUUUCCCUUCAUCCAUGGACUUGUUAACCUCCCUCAAUGA
Messenger RNA from Closterium sp. Naga37s-1, 783 nucleotides. The record is from the annotation of a GenBank genome assembly. NCBI's taxonomy places the organism in Eukaryota, Viridiplantae, Streptophyta, Zygnematophyceae, Desmidiales, Closteriaceae.